AAACCUGACUAGCUCCAUUAUUCCCACUUUGACACUUACUUUAGCAACCGCCUCGAUCGGUAUAAUAUCCAAGGGAAGCGUUCUCGCUGUUUUCACUGUGUUCACCAAGCUGAAAAUCUCAAGCCCGGCGAUUUCGCUCUAUUAACGCUCAACACAAUAAUAUUUCCGCUGAAAGUUGCAUAGUGUGAAACCAAACUAUAUGGGCCUGGGUGUCGUUUACACUCAGCGUUGGAAGAACGCUCAAGAAAGUUUCGUACUGUUUAUUGAUAGCAAUCGAUUAAUGAACAUCGACAAUGAUAUCCGUGGACCUUUGGGGCCAAUGGAAUUUACGCUUGCCGUCAAUAUAUAAGGAUGUGGUGGAGGAUCAUCAUCAAUAAUUUAACUGUUCCCUAUCAAUCGUAGUACUCGUGAUCGUCAUAAUCAUCAUUGUUACUAUUAUGAUGAACAUAUUUGUAAGAUAAGGCAUUUUGGAGACAACGAAAACAACAAUCAUCAGGUCUGUUGACGGUCCUUAAUUUUAUAAAAUAUGACGACUACAUAUAUGAGGAUGCAUCGAUACAACAAAGACGCUGACCUGUCCUCGUCAAACGUUUUUAGAAACGAAGAAAAGGCCAAAACAAAGAAUAUGUUCGCCAAUCGAAGUCUUCAAAGCAACCUGGAACGAGAACGUGGAAUAGAAAAAAUGCACAUGGAAACCAUUCGAAGGGAACAAGUGAUGCUUCAAAAGGAGCUCCAGAAAGUACGAACUAAAGGCCAAUAUCUUAACGGCAAUCGACCAGUUGUUCGCCAACCAAAUCGACUCCGUCACAUUGGAUAUAGGCAUGAAAGACGUAAUAAGGCCACUGAAGGUGCUGGAGCGCAACUCUCAGACAAGGCCAAUAAUACAGACUCUGGGUUCCCGUCUAUUAAUGUGACCUCUAAACAACUUUCAGCGAAAUCUACACCUCUACAGAGGGAGUACGACAAGAAGAUGCAAUUACUUCAGAAAGAAUCUAAUCGGGAGCAGGCGAUUAGUCAACGGAGGUUAAACGAAAUGUCACGAAGACAAGAGAAAUUGGUGGCGCGGGUUGCAGAUUUAGCCGAAGGUCUAAAACACGCAACGACUUCUGGUAAAGAGACGGCUUCUUUUGCCAAAGGAGGAAAAUAUGACAAAAAACAAUCGGAACGAAAAAUGUCACAUCAAGAAAAAGUUGCAAGCAAUCUGAAGACACUUCCAUCUAUAUUUAGUUCUCCAAUACCUAACAAGGUCUCGCUGUCAGAUUCGCCACAGACUGCACGAAGGCUUGAGGCACCGAUAUUGGCCAAUGCUACACCAGCACUGACAGGGAAUUCUCUGCAUAAUGGUCAAGAAUCAAACGUGAACACCCAGGCAAUGGUAGCUGAUAUAAUAGCCAAUCCAACAUUGUGGUUUGAUCAGCAUAAAUAUGCGCCAGAUGGCGGUCUAAGAACCAUUCACUUGUUACCUGAUUCAGACGACACGUUCCAUGAGGCUAAAAAGGCGCGUUACCUCCGAUGGAAAGACCCUCAGAGCGCAAAUAAAGAACUUUCAGUCGGCGAGAUAUUCGCGCAGACAAAAAAGGGAAAGAGACGACAGUCUCAAAUGGUUGAUGUGUCUGUGGUACGUGACAAAUAGACAUAAAAAUGAACUAUAUAAACCCCCUUAUGUAACAUUGAUAACUAAUGUAGUAUAUCUGUUAGAUGGAAAUUGAAUAGGCCUAUACUAUACAGGAAACCAGUUAACCAAACCAACUACGAUGCCUUAAUGCACUCUAAGUAGUCUUAAGAUUGACUCCAGGCAGUUUGGAAUUAUGAAAGGUUUAUCUAGUCACAAUUUAACUCAUUUGGAAAGAUACUCAACAUUGGAGUCAAAAUUGAUCAAUCGUUCCAUGGAUCAAUGGAUUUCUGACUUUCGGUAAAAGUUUGUUAGGUAUAAAGUUUGUCUGAGUGUGAAUUGAGUCGCACCUGUAUCCAAAUUAUGACUAGGCCUAAUGAUGCCGAUACAAAUUUAUAGGCCUAUAUGUAUUUUAAAUAUGUUAAUGAUCUAACUUUAUGCGAGAACCGUCCUGUUUAUGCCUGGAUCUCUCCAAAACGAUGGUGUGUAGCUUCUAUCAGUGGUAUACCGAAAACGCCUUAGUACUUUGAGUCACACAAUAACCAAGAAAUUAUGGUAUGUUUUAGUACCGAGUAUCCAAGCACCCCAUCUUGAUAUUACAAGUUCUGAAUCAUUUUAAUGUUGAGAGGGUUAAAGUCCUUGGUCUUUGGCUGCACGAACGAAUCCGAAAUUAUUCGCACAAUGAUAGUAUUAUCUCCAGAAGUACUAGGAAGCUUUUCCUUUAAAAGCCUUUAUCUAUUUAGAUUUCAACAUGAUCAAUACAUAUUGUGGAUAUAUCUCGUUCGUAAGUACACAAGUGUGGUUUGAAAUCCUUUGACAACUAGAUUGGUGUGCAAAAGCGAGCAUUUGAAAGUAAUGUUAGGCAACUCCUAAUUACUCGAAUGCUUGUUGGUCUUGGUCCACUGUCGUAAUAAGGGUGUGGAGCACUGUCAGUUUUGCAAGGAAACCCGUUUAAACUCAAACAUACCACUGACAUUAUACCACCAACAAGAUUGAGAAAUAAAAAAUAAAGUAUCCAAGAUUGUUCCAAGACGUCAAGGUUUGAAAAUAAACCCCAAUUCAUAUUGGGCUUUUUACACUGC
Anneissia japonica is the source of this 2694-nucleotide messenger RNA. RefSeq lists its product as uncharacterized. Bases 527 to 1633 code for a protein of 368 amino acids. Lineage: Eukaryota; Metazoa; Echinodermata; Crinoidea; Comatulida; Comatulidae. The record is from RefSeq and is a predicted model, not a curated record. The transcript is spliced from 3 exons.